Messenger RNA from Ruditapes philippinarum (Manila clam), 1474 nucleotides. RefSeq names its product di-N-acetylchitobiase-like. The record is from RefSeq and is a predicted model, not a curated record. Gene Ontology annotation, cellular component: extracellular region. The transcript is spliced from 7 exons. Gene Ontology annotation, molecular function: chitin binding; chitinase activity. Gene Ontology annotation, biological process: carbohydrate metabolic process; chitin catabolic process. Bases 124 to 1278 code for a protein of 384 amino acids. Lineage: Eukaryota; Metazoa; Mollusca; Bivalvia; Venerida; Veneridae.
CGACCUAUGUCGGUUUAAACUCAUAAACUUUAUACUCUAUUAAUCUACUUUAUACCGUACGUUAUCUACUUACAUAAACAACUGUACUCGUUUGAUUAUAAACAUUUUCAUUACUGCAUUGAAAUGGAUACUUUACCAAUUAUAUUAGCUGUCGUGCUAGCAACAACUCUAGCUAUUGGCUCGAUAUCGUUAUUGUCAGGACACAAAAAUGUGGUCAAUUCUGCUGGACAAUGUCCCUGCAGUGAAGCCAAGUUUUGUGAGAGGAUAAAGGAUACAACUAGGAAGGAAAUAUUUGUAUUUUCCCUCAAUGCUAAACAAGAUAAUUGGAAGUUUUACAAUUGGGACAAAGUCACGACAGUGGUGAUGGUCGGUUAUUUUGACAUACAACUUGUUUGUUGGGCACAUAAGUACGGCGCAAGGGCUAUCAUUAUUGGAAAAGUUGAGACAUCUGUGCUUCCUAACCAAACUGCUCGAUCACAGUGGGUACAAAAACAGUUAGAUUUUGUAGAUAAGAAUUACCUUGACGGAAUCAACUUUGAUUACGAGCGUGCAAUAUUAUAUAAUCAGACUCAACUUCGCAAUGGAUACACAGAUCUUGUGAGGGAAACAAGACAAGCUUUUAGAGAAAAGUUCCCAUCUUCUAUGAUUAGUGUUGAUGUGGCGUGGUCUCCUGCUGGAAUAGAUUCACGUUACUACGACUUUGUGGGACUAUCAGAAGCUUCUGACUAUUUCUUUGUUAUGGCAUACGACGAACAAAGCCAAAUACUAGGUGAAUGUAUUGCUUAUGCCAAUAGCGGAUUAUAUAGAACAAUGGAAGGCGUUAAUGAAUACUUAGAAAUUGGAAUACCGUCUGACAAGCUUAUUCUCGGAGUGCCUUGGUACGGCUACUAUUACCCAUGCUUGACAUUAACCAAGGCUGACAAAUGCUACUUAAAGAAGGUUCCAUUUCGUGGUGUUAAUUGCAGUGAUGCAGCGGGACGUGAAUUGAAUUACUACACUAUAAUACAGCUACUAAAAAACUCUACAAGUGGACGUAUAUUUGAAAAAUCUACAAUGACACCUUACUUUAAUUACAAGAAUAUUUCGUCAGGCAUUAUGCAUCAGAUACGUUAUGACGAUCCACAAAGUUUAGGAUAUAAAUAUACGUUUGCAAUAGAUGAACACUUGCGAGGUGUAGGGAUGUGGAACACGGAGUGUGUGAAUUACACAAGCGGAAAACAUGACGACGUCAUUGCUGUAAAAGAAAUGUGGGGCGCCCUACCAGAUUACGAAAAAUAACACCUGCAGACAAUUAUGAAGUGUACUGAAAUAAUCAUCAAUGAACUAAUAUAUACAUUUUAACAUUUUUCUUGACUGAAUUAAAAAAAUGAUUGAUAAUUUGUAGAUAGAUGUUCGUAUAAAUGUUUAUCAAUUGAUCAACUGAUUUUUAUUACGACAUCACCAUCGGUUAAUGUACGGUUUGACGCCUUAUAAG